Messenger RNA from Rangifer tarandus platyrhynchus (Svalbard reindeer), 666 nucleotides. The record is from the annotation of a GenBank genome assembly. Lineage: Eukaryota; Metazoa; Chordata; Mammalia; Artiodactyla; Cervidae.
AUGGUGGUGGUGGUCCUGCUGGGGCUCGGCUGGCUGUGCACCCCCCUGGGAGCCCUAGUUCUGGAUUUCAACAACAUCAAGAGCUCUGCUGAUGCACAAGGGGCCCAGAAGGGUUCACAGUGCGUGUCUGACAAGGACUGCAGUAUUAGAAAAUUCUGCCUCAAAUCUCAGGAUGAGAAACCGUUCUGUGCCGCCUGUCGUGGACCAUGGAGGCGGUGCCAGCGUGCUGCCAUGUGCUGCCCCGGGACGCUCUGCGUGAAUGAUGUCUGCACUGCAGCGGAAGAGGCAGCCCUGGGACUGGAGAGGGCGAUGGAUGACCAAGACGAUGCAGACACACAAGCAACAACCGAGCACCCAAUCCAGGAAAACAGACCCAAGAGGAAGCCAAAUAUUAAAAAGUCACAAGGCAGUAAGGGACAAGAGGGAGAAAGCUGUCUCAGAACUUUCGACUGCGGGCCUGGACUUUGCUGUGCUCGUCAUUUUUGGACCAAAAUCUGUAAACCGGUGCUACUGGAGGGACAGGUCUGCUCUAGGAGGGGUCGCAAAGACCCUGCGCAGGCUCCGGAGAUCUUCCAGCGCUGUGACUGUGGGCCCGGGCUAGCGUGUCGCAGUCAGGCGGCUCGAAACCGGCAACACGCACGGUUGCGACUGUGCCAGAAAGUCUAA